This is a messenger RNA of Pedinophyceae sp. YPF-701, 1893 nucleotides long. The record is from the annotation of a GenBank genome assembly. Lineage: Eukaryota; Viridiplantae; Chlorophyta; Pedinophyceae.
AUGCCGCACGAGGACACUCCGCCCCAUACCGGGACGCCUGAGCCGCUCCGCGAGCCGCUCGCUACCCAGAGCGCCGUCCAGGAGUGGGAGGGGACGCUGAAGCGGCAGCUGAGUGCGGUGCUGGCCGCCGUCAACGCGGCAGCGGCGGCGCAGCACGCAGUCGCGGGCCGCGCGCGCCUCCCCGCGGUCGUGCGGGACCUGUCGAGAGCGCUGGACGCUGCGCUGGAGCAGGCGGUCGCGGCCGGGCGCGGAGGGGGCGCUGGGGCCGGCGGGGAGCCAGGCGCUGACGCGCACGAGACACACGGCGUCGCGGUACUGGCGCCGCUCCCUCUGGGGGCGGGCCGGCGAUGCACUGCGACCGACCAGGCGGCUGGAGAGGCUCCACCGACGAGGCCGCACAAGAUGCCGCGCGCCGACGACGGCGAGGCCAGGGUGCAGGACGCGGCGAUCGAGACGUGCGCGCUGCUGGGGCUGCUCGGGCCGGCCGUCGCCGGGCUGCCUGACGCGGACAAGGUCGCCCUCGCCGCCACGUCGUCGGCGAUGCUGUGGGCGGUCCUGGACAGCAGCUCGGCGGCGCGCUGGACGGCGGUGGGACGCGACCUGGGCACGCGGGUGGGGACCAAGCUCUUCGAGAGGGUGUCCGGAGGCUCUCUGGGGGGCUGCGGCAAGCCUGCUCGGGGCCUGGUCGGCUGGACGCAGGACGUGCAGCCCGGGCGCAAUGACCCGUGCCCGCACUGGUGGGCGGGCUCGGACGUGGAGCUGGCGUCGUCGAUCGCGCGGCUGUCCGGCUUCCUGGAGCUGGGAGGCUCGUUCAUCACGCCGGACAUGACGGGCCUCCGGUGCAUCGACGUGAGUGCGUGCGGGAUUAAGCCCCUGGCCGUCGCCAACUGGCUGCCGCCGAGCGUCGCGCCACGCAUCGAGGAGCUGAUCCUGUGCGGCUUAUCUUCCGUCCCCGAGGGCAUGAGCAGCCUUGCCGUGUUCGACAUCGAGGGCUGCCGCUACCUCGACAGGGUCUGCUUGCCCGCGUCGAGCGGCCGCGCGCUGCGGAAGCUCAAGGCGGCUGACAGCUCCCUCCGUCAGCUGCCCGAGGGGAUGUCGGCCCUCGAGGAGCUCGACGUGGAGCGCUGCAAAUGGCUGAACGACGGCUUCCUGCCGGCGAGCAGCGCAGCCAACGUUCGCGUCGUCAAGGCGGAGGAAUCAAGCAUCUCCCGUCUGCCCGGGGGGAUGGGUCGCCUGGAAGUCCUGGACGUCAACUGCUGCGGGAACCUGGCACGCGACGACCCCCUACCGCAGUCGAGCGCCAUGGCGCUCGUCAACCUCGACGCCCUGGCAAGCAACUUUUCGAAGCUGCCGGAGCACAUGCCUGCGCUGGAGGUGCUCGACGUGUCUGCCAGCGACGUGACAGUCGUUCCGGCUGGGGCGGUGUCACGCCUGCGAGAGCUCGCCGCAAACGAGCGCAUUCUGUCAGGGCUGCCGGGAUCGCUGCCGGCGCUCGAAGUUGUUCGUUUCCACAGCUUCGAAGACGUCCAGGCCGCGUACGAAGACGUCCAGGCCGCGUACGAAGACGUCCAGGCCGCGCCCGAGCAUGACGACGACCACGACGACGACGACCACGACCACGACCACGACCACGACCACGACCACGACCACGACGACGACCACGACCACGACCACGACCACGACCACGACCACGACCACGACCACGACGACGCUGUGCGGGACGAGGGCAGCGUCGUCUCGAUGCCCCGUCUGCGGGUCUUUCAUCUUGUGAACGACAAGAUCGACAUGACGGAGGACAGCCGCGCUGCGCAGUGGGCGAAGGCCAUGCUCUCUAGGAUGACCGGGCGGCCAGUCGACCUGGCACCGACGGGCGCGGCUGACGAUAGCACGUGA